Gadus morhua (Atlantic cod) is the source of this 2812-nucleotide messenger RNA. It is a transcript of the gene ston1, whose product is annotated as stonin 1. Gene Ontology annotation, biological process: regulation of endocytosis; endocytosis. The transcript has 4 exons. The coding region runs from base 373 to 2514 and encodes 713 amino acids. Lineage: Eukaryota; Metazoa; Chordata; Actinopteri; Gadiformes; Gadidae. The record is from RefSeq and is a predicted model, not a curated record.
CAACUCAAAAUAAGCUUCCACUUUUAAAGCCCUGCCCUGCCUCUUUAACGGGUCAUGGGGAGAACAUGGGUUCAGGGAGGUGUAGGGAGGGCAUCCUCCCCCGUUCAUUCCUUGACAGGGCUGUCCCGUUACAACACCAGAGUGUGGAGGGGGGAAACGCUGCGUUAUUACAACUACCAAGCUUUUGCGCUCUGCCAUUUUGACGAACACCCACCGACAUCGGAACUCGGACGUGGCUGGUCCACAGGAAAAAGUCCGGAUAACGUCCCGAACGUGUGGCCUGCAGAUGUUUUUGUAGGUCCAGUAAAACAGAGUCCAGCCUUCCCAGGAAGGAGGAUUUGAUAACAUCUGGCAACCAAGAUAAGCCCAGUGAUGUGUUCCAUGAAAAACACAAACUGGGUGACCUUUGAGGAUGACAGCACACCCAUCUCCUCGCCCCCAAAAUCCCUAUCAUCAUCAGGACAACCCAACAAACGAUCGGUGCCCCGUCCUAAUGGCCUCAAAUUGGAGAUUCCGUCUGUGAGGGAUACCUCCUGGAACUUCAAUGGUCUCCUCGAAUCCCCACACUUGCCAUUGAGUCCCAAUGGAAGAUCCUCCGUUCCCUGCAACACUCCUUUUUGCACUCCUGUCAGCAGCAUUCCAAGUACAACAUCUCCAUUCAACUUUGCCCAAAGGACACAGGAAAGGAGUGAGGUCGUUCACAGUCUCUCCAGCACGUCUCCUUCAUCGUCCACGGGGACGGGGAGUAGCCCACGGGCCUGCAGUCAGACGUCAGAGGGACCGAGCCUCUCUACCUCCUCACGGGGGAACCGUGGUCAUUAUAACCCCUUCUGGGACGGAACCGACCCCAGUGUGGAUUUAGAGAGCUCCUCUUCCGACUCUGAAUGUGACAAUGCCCCGCCUCGCUUUUUUAUCCGGACCAAAGAUGGCGGCGUGCCGCAACGUGACCAACUUCAGAACUCAUUUUCUUAUAUUUGUCACAAACUUGAGGGCCUACGAGCAGGGACAGAGGGGUUGGAAGGAGACAGAGGCAGGGAGUCGAGUUGCAAAACAAAGUUAAAAUCCAGGCUGUCACAGGAGGCAACAACACAGUUUGUUCCUCAGGGUCUGUUCCGCGGCCAGAAGAGAGACGGCUGGUCCUUGAUGCUCCGGAUUCCUGAGAAGAAGAACCGCAUGUCCUCUCGCCAGUGGGGGCCCAUCUACCUUCGGCUCCUGGCAGGGGGAGUGCUCCAGAUGUACUACGAGAGAGGGCUGGAGAAGCCCUUCAAGGAGUUCCAGCUCCUCGCUCACUGCCGACCGUCGGAGCCCAAGCUGGAAAGCCACGGCGAGCCCCGGAAGAUCCUCACGGUCAAGGUGGAGCACUUCUCUUACGCGGAGAAGAAGCGCUACCAUCCCAAGCUGGAGGUGACCCACGAGGCCGAGGUAGAGCAACUGCUGAAGUUUGGCACCAUGGAGCACGGCGACAUGGAGGACCUCCUGGCCUCCAUCGAGGAGGAGAUCUUCAGGUUGCCCGUACCUCACCAGACACGGCGGCACUAUGAGGAGCAGGAGUUCGCACUGCAGAUAACGGAUCACCUGUGGGUACAGCUGGACAAGGCCGGCGGCGUCAUCGACCGCGCGGCCUUCACGCAGAUCCACUGUUUGGCCUUUCUGAACGGGGAGGCGGACUGUUUCCUGGCACUGAACGACCUGGGGCUCCUCCGCUUCGACUCCAGCUACACUAACGAGGGGGACUCGGAGGCCUGGAUGGAGAUCACCGACUGCCACUUCCACAACUGCAUCAACGAGGUGGAGUUCCAGAGGUCGCGGCUCAUUAAGUUCUCCCCGCCAGACGCGUGCCGGGCGGAGCUGAUGCGGUUCAAGACCAUGGUUCUGGGCUGCACCGAGCUGCCGUUCUCCGUGAAGGCGGUGGUCACGGUGCAGGGCGCCUACGUCGAGCUCCAGGCCUUCCUGAACGUGUCGGCGGGUUUCCCCAGCUCCGCCACGGCGAGUGACACGCAGCCACUCUGCGAGAACUUGGUGAUUUGGAUCCCGGUGCCGGGGGACUGGGUCAAAGUGUCCCAGACGGUGGCCUUACUGCGCCAGAGGUCGCUGAAGGCCCGCAUGAACAGGAACGCGUGUCUGGGUGCUGUCAGCGCCGAGGAAUCCCAACCGGUCAUGCACGUUUCUCUUGGCACCGUGAAGUAUGAGAAUGUAUUUUCGGCUAUCGUCUGGAGAAUUGACAAACUUCCGACGAAAAAUACCGCCGUCAACCAUCCUCACUCAUUGUCUUGCAAGCUGGAACUAGGAUCUGACCAGGAAAUCCCACACGACUGGUACCCCUUCGUCACGAUGGAGUGUGAGAUCCUGGGGGCAGUGGUCUCCCAGACCAGAAUCAGGUCCCUGGGCACGGUGAAUGACAUCCAGCCACAGAAACACGUCACCAGCUGGACCCGGUAUCACUGUCAGGUUGAAAUUGAAAGGAAGUGGAUUGAGACGGAGACGGAGAAGCAAGCUGCGUGUGUGACACAGUGAACUCUUUGCCAAAUCGUCUUCUCACAGAGGGAAAUGACCCUUGGUGACACUCGUGGUGUUAAAUUCAUCUAAUCACAUGAUAGUAGCCUUUGUACCAUUAUAGUGGACCAAUUCUGUUUCCUUUUACAAAGGCUCAAAUAGUCUUAACAUUUUAAACCAUAUGAUAUGUCCUUUGUCUAGCACUUUAUAUUUUUAAAAUUAUAAUAAUAUUAAUAUAUGUAUGUCUGUAUUUGCUUUUGUAUGCCUCUGUCAAGGACUGGCACCCUUUGCAAACAUAAUAAAUGUGGUAUGUAUUGUA